Messenger RNA from Nothoprocta perdicaria, 288 nucleotides. RefSeq names its product sorting nexin-31-like. Gene Ontology annotation, biological process: intracellular protein transport. The record is from RefSeq and is a predicted model, not a curated record. The transcript is spliced from 4 exons. NCBI's taxonomy places the organism in Eukaryota, Metazoa, Chordata, Aves, Tinamiformes, Tinamidae. Gene Ontology annotation, molecular function: phosphatidylinositol binding. Gene Ontology annotation, cellular component: early endosome. The coding region runs from base 1 to 288 and encodes 95 amino acids.
AUGUGCUUGCAGCUCUACUCCGUGUGCCUGGAGGGCUUCCUGCUCGGCAAGGUGCGCUACCGGCAGCUGCGCCGCUGGGACGCGCAGCUGCGGCGGCUGUUCGGGAGCACCGUCCCGCCUUUCCCUCCCAAGUUUUACCUGGCCAUGACGGAGGCGAUGGCUGAGGAGAGGCGGGCUCGCCUGGAGCAGUACCUGCAGAACGUUACUUUAGAUCCAAAUAUUACCAGCAGUGAUGUCUUCGUAAGUUUUUUCCGAAAGCUACAGCAGUUCCCAGAAGAGUCUUUGUGA